CUCAGGAAGAAAGAUGGGCAGCAAGAGAGCACUGCACUAUGUCCUGAAAGUUGGGAAUAGAGGCCAGACUGCCAGGUUUUACAGAGAGUUGCUGGGAAUGAAAGUACUAAGGCAUGAAGAAUUUGAAGAAGGCUGUAAAGCUACUUGCAAUGGUCCUUAUGAUGGGAAAUGGAGCAAAACCAUGAUAGGCUAUGGGUCUGAGGACAGCCAUUUUGUCGUUGAACUAACAUACAACUAUGGAGUUGGACAGUAUCGCGUAGGCAAUGAUUUUCUGGGCAUAACUAUUCAGUCAAGCCAGGCUGUGCAACAUGCACGCCAGAUGAAAUGGCUGCUUGCUGAAUUGCCAGGUGGAUUAUUUGAAGUGGUAGCCCCUGGAGGAUAUACAUUUUAUUUGGAAGACAAAGAUCAGCCAAAAACAGACCCAGUGCGAAGGGUAGCACUUGCUGUCUCUGACCUGCAGAAAUCUUUACACUACUGGUCCAGUCUAUUGGGAAUGAAAAUUUACAGUAAGGAUGAAACCAAGAAGAAUGCCCUUUUGGGAUAUGGAGAUAACCAGUGUAAGUUGGAACUACAGGAUAUUGGUGGGCCAGUGGACCAUGGGACAGCGUUUGGCAGAAUUGCCUUUGCUUGCCCUAAAGAUGAGCUUCCAAACAUCGAGGCAAAGAUGAAAAAAGAAAAUCAAAAAAUUUUGACUCCUCUAGUAAGCCUGGACACACCUGGAAAAGCCACUGUUCAAGUUGUAAUUUUGGCUGAUCCUGAUGGCCAUGAAAUUUGUUUUGUUGGUGAUGAAGCAUUUCAAGAACUGUCUCAGACCGAUCCAACUGCAGACAAACUUCUUAAUGAUGCUAUGGACGCAGACAAGAGUGCAGAAUGGUUUGCAAAACACAGUAGACAGAAGCCUUCUGCCUAGGUGAACGUGACAUAUUUUAUACCGCCUGAACAUUACAAUAAUAAGCUUCAGUGCAGAAUGGAAGAACUUGGCCUAAUUCAGCUACACAAAUGGAACAUGGUGGCCGUCUCAUGAUUCUAAUGCGUGAAAUCUAUCCUUACAAAACUUUGGUUUUGAAUUUAUUAUAUGAAUUAGUUAUGAAUUUGUGGCAAAGUCCAAAAAAUGGGCACAAAUGUUUUUUGGGGUUUUUUUUGCAUUUUUGCAAAAUUCAAUCUUCUGUUUGAACACUGAGGUGCAACUGGAGUAGUGUACAAAAAAAAAAUAUUUCUCUGUGCUGCCUGUGUUUGGCUGAGAGGUUAGCAGAAAUGUUUGUGUUUAGCAGGAAGGGUGGCUUGUGGCCCUCCUGGAACACCUUUAGCUUGCCUACUAGCAGAAAAUUGCUUGGAGCUGCUAUGUACUAUGGAGGGCUGCACUAACCAUAUUAAGUACAGGGCUCAUUUGUGCAUGACAGCCCUGUAAAGAGCCCGCUUAAGAGCAAGGCUGGAAGGAGACCAUGAUGUGUCUCAUCAGGUCAUUCCAAAUCAUAAUGUAAAAUAUAAAAAGCAUUGUAUACAGUAUAUGUUGUGAUUCAGAGCAUUAUUUGGGAAGCAUGAUUCAGUACAUGGUCACAUCAUCCAAAAUAUUUUUUAAGAGAUGAACAACACGCUACAAUUUCACCUUGUGCUUAGUCAUUAUAAGAUUAUAAUUAAAAAUUGACACCUACAGAAAAACUAGACCUGACGUCAGAAUAAGGACCUGAGCUAUCUAAAUCCGCCUCUGCUUGUUUGGUACUACAACUCCCUGUAUUCUUAAGGUAAAGAUUGCCAUUUGUCACUAUAACAGAAAACCAAUUAUAUGUCAUUUUUAUAAUCUCCUGCCUUCAUCAUAAUCUGCAGUUGCUUACAGUGUUUGUAUUUGACAGUGAUGUUAAAAAUUGCUAGUGAGUGUAUAAACUUGGUACCAUUGUUUAAACAAAUAAAAGUUUAAAU
Molecule: messenger RNA, 1917 nt
Organism: Xenopus tropicalis (tropical clawed frog)
Lineage: Eukaryota; Metazoa; Chordata; Amphibia; Anura; Pipidae
Gene: glod4
Product: glyoxalase domain containing 4
Cellular component (GO): mitochondrion
Source: RefSeq, marked validated